Closterium sp. NIES-67 is the source of this 1837-nucleotide messenger RNA. The record is from the annotation of a GenBank genome assembly. Lineage: Eukaryota; Viridiplantae; Streptophyta; Zygnematophyceae; Desmidiales; Closteriaceae.
UGCUCUUAUGAGAUGGGAGGACAACGUGACGAAAUUCUUCGACGGGAACGAUUCUACGUCAAACUGUCCAAGAGCAAAUUCGCCCUUGAAAAGGUCCAGUUCCUAGGGCACAUGGUGAGCGCUCAAGGAGUUCACGUCGACCCCAAGAAAAUCGAGGCCGUACGCACGUGGAAGACACCCGAGAACGUGAAGGAGUUGCAGCAGUUCCUAGGCUUCGCUAAUUACUACAAUAGGUUCGUGCCACAAUAUGCGAAAAUCGCAGCACCACUCACGAAUCUGCUGAAGAAGAACACGCCCUAUAAAUGGGAACCAAAGCACCAGGAAGCCGUGGAGCAGCUGAAACAAGCACUCACGUCCGCACCGGUACUCAUCUUGCCAGAUCCCGAACGCGACUACGUAAUCGAAGCUGACGCCAGCGACCAGGCAGUGGGGGCAGUCUUAAUGCAAGACCAGGGGAAUGGACUGCAACCAAUCGCCUACCUCAGCAAGAAACUACACGGAGCAGAACUAAACUACCCGAUACACGACAAAGAGGCCCUUGCCAUCGUCAUCGCCUUUAAAGCGUGGAGAUGUUAUCUCGAAGGACGACGAACAACCGUCUACACCGACCACUGCAGCCUGAAAUACUUGAAGACACAACCCAAUCUUUCCAGGCGGCAGGUCCGGUGGAUCGACUUCCUCGAGACACACUUCCACUACGACAUCGUGUACAAGCCCGGUCACAAAAACAAAGCAGACGCUCUUAGCCGGCCUGCACACAAAAACGACAUCUGCUACAGUGGGACAGCAACAUCGCGUACCAGAAAGGAUCAACAAAAAUCUGGGUACCAAAUUACCCUCCUUUGCGCCAGUUACUACUCGAAGAAUACCACGACGUCCUGUACGCCGGACACUUCGGUAGCAACAAGACGCUCACCGGUAUCGCCAAACACUACUACUGGCCCCACAUGGCAGACGACGUCCAGAAAUUCGUCACCUCGUGUGAUACAUGUCAGCGGAUUGAAGAGCAGCAAGCAGAAAAAGGCGGGACUACUGCAGCCUCUUCCUGUCCCAGAACAGCCAUGGCAAGUGGUUAGCCUAGACUUCAUCACCGGGUUACCACCUACCACCAGCAGUCAUGACGCAAUCCUUGUCGUCAUUGACAAGUUCUCCAAAAUGGGACACUUCAUCCCGACACACACGACGGCACGCACCGAGGAGACAGCACAGCUCUUCGUUCGUCACAUCAUCUCACAGCAUGGCAUCCCAACCACACUCAUUUCCGACCGAGACCCCAAGUUCACCAGCAAGUUCUGGAAGGAACUUAUGUCUCUUCUCGGGACCAAACUCGCCCUGUCAUCCGCAUACCAUCCGCAGACAGACGGACAGACCGAGCGCCUCAACCAAAUUGUUGAGCAACUCCUCCGAGCAGCCUGCAAGGACGACAUCUCCAAAUGGGACUUGCACCUGCCCGUACUAGAGUUUGCUUACAACAAUGCUACGCAUGCCGCUACUGGACAGACGCCGUUCUUCCUCUGCUACGGAUGCCACCCACUCACACCACAGAAACCGACAACAUCCGCUACGGUACAACCUGCACAUGAUUUCAUCACAACCAUGCAUCAGCUUUGGGAUCGGACCCAUAAGCGCCUCCUCGACAUUCAACAGCAACAAAAGCGCCAGGCCGGACGCCAUCGCAACGACCACACCAUCACGGUGGGAGACCAGGUGCUUCUUGACACCCGCAACCUGGACAUCAGCCACCUCCAUCUAAACUUCGACCUCGCUUCUGCGGGCCUUUUCUCGUUGAAGCACAGUCCCUCAGGGUGACCCUGACGCUUUCGACAUCCGACCCUCG